Messenger RNA from Cydia pomonella (codling moth), 1826 nucleotides. RefSeq lists its product as uncharacterized. The record is from RefSeq and is a predicted model, not a curated record. NCBI's taxonomy places the organism in Eukaryota, Metazoa, Arthropoda, Insecta, Lepidoptera, Tortricidae. The transcript is spliced from 11 exons. Gene Ontology annotation, molecular function: peptidase inhibitor activity. The coding region runs from base 25 to 1770 and encodes 581 amino acids.
AAAAUUAACAUUACAUGUACAACAAUGGCUAGGAAACCACAUAUUUUAAUAAUUUUAACUUUGUAUUGUUUUUCCUCAACAGAAGCAGUUUUUUCUCAAAAUAAGAAUACUACAACAGAAAUCAAUGAUGGCGAAGCAUGCGUCAAAGGACAAUUAUACAAGAAGGACUGUAAUAGUUGUCACUGCAUUUUUGGUUCGCAUUUAGUGUGUACCAAAAUGGGUUGCUUGAGACAAUCCGAGGACCAACGGAAGUCUACCAAACAUAUCUGUGUGCCGGGGAAGUUCUAUAGGGAUGGGUGUAAAAGAUGCUUUUGUAGUGAGGAGGAGCGGCUGCUUUGUGGUCCUGCAGACUGCAAUACAGUUAGUAAACUACCAACCACACACGAGGCCAUCCAUUACCACAGUAAAUAUUCUCCUUCGCAACAACACAACCUCCCUCUUCUGAAGCACAGAUCCUCCGAAUGUACCCCCGGAUCGUCUUAUCGUGUCGACUGCAACACCUGUCUCUGUCUCGCUAAUGGGAACCUUCAGUGUGGCCAGCUGCUCUGUCCUAGUCAUGAUGAUGUGCACAGAGUUAAGGCGAAAGCUUUGUCAGGCCAACCAUGCGACGACCUUGACAUUAUAGAUAAAAAUCUGGAGUGCGUGCUAUGUCAAUGCGUAGGCGGCACCAAUGUGUGCCAAGCGAAACCCAACUGUCUGCCAGCCAAGAAGCAUGAACCGAUCGAGGAGAACUCAGGGAAGGAAUGUACCCCAGGGAUGAUAUAUAGGCGAUCCUGCAACAAGUGUUUCUGCACAGAAACCCACAGUCUCCGAUGCACAAUGAAGAGUUGCCUCAACAAAGCGCAAGUCAGCCAUUCUCACAGGAUACGGAAGCACUGGGUAGACUAUACAUUGCGAAAGGCAGGAAGGAAACGUCUUUUGAGUGUCGGCGUCUAUGUCAGCGAUAUGGAAAAUGUUGCGUCCAGCAGCAGCCCGAUAAUUGCAAUUGAUUGUGAAACCAUGGUGAAGCUAGGACUGGUGGUGGUUGCGGCAAUUUGCUGUCUAGCUGUUAUUGAGGCUUUGCUGGCUCACCGCAGGCAAAGCAGGACAAACACUACAAAGAGUCAAGUCCUAGAAGAGGUGAAUAACAAAUGCACACCGGGAAAGUUCUAUAAGAGGGGUUGCAAGAGGUGCUUCUGCGAUGACAAGCAGAGGCCCGUAUGUGGAAAUACUGCGGACUGCAAGUUGGCUAAUAAGUACCCAACAAAACCCAAUUUCCUCCGCUCCUACUCUUUCUUAGAGCUCCAGCAACUGCCAUCACUACCACAUCAGUCAGCCAACUGCACGUCUGGAGUCACUUAUCGAGUCGACUGUGACGCAUGCAUUUGCCUCGCAAAUAAGAAUCUUAUGUGUAACGAUCUACUAUGUCCAAGCUAUGAGGAUAUUAAUAGGAUUCUGGCUAAAGAUUUGACUGGAAAUAAAUGUGAAGUGGGCAGAAACAUGACCCAGGAUUGCAUCUCAUGUUCUUGCAUCAAAGGCCUACUUAAGUGUGAAGCCCUGUCUAACUGCACUCCAAACGGGAGGAGAGACAUUCAGUAUGAAGCACCUCUGGACCUGGAUAUGAAAGAGAACCGUCAGUGUUCGAAGGGAAUGGUCUAUAAGCGCGACUGUAACCGCUGCUACUGCCAGAAGGAUAACACCCUCCGCUGCACCCUGAUGCGGUGCUUGAAGCACACCGAGGUGCAGCGGCUGAAGAAGCUGCGCUCACAACUGGAGAGAGACGGGCUUUGAACGCAACGAUUAAACAUGUUUAGCAAUAUAUUCGUUAUUAAACCGAUUAAAGGUUA